UUUUUGACGCUGCUUCCGACAGUUCAUCCAUUACUGCGGCUCCAGUCGCUGCUCUUUAAACACGUUUUCGGUCCUGUUUUAAACACAGCAGCUGAAUGAAUGUACCAGUGAUGAUCUAAAGCGGAUUUAAACCAGAGAUUGUUGCAGGAUUUCGCUUUAAUUCAGUUCAUUUAGAGCAGCUGCGUCCUGCUGUGAUGCAUUCACUGUCUCAGGAGAUCCAGGGAUUCUCCAAGCAGCGUCUGAAGAAGCAGAGCACGCGGGUUACCACGGUGACGGGCAGGAGGUUUCUGGAGAGGAGGAGUGAUGGAGGAGAAGGAGGAGAAGCGGUGGAGCAGGUGGAGGAGCUGCAGGAGGACGGAGGAGGAUGUGGGUUUGUAGAAGAUACCAGCCUGGACCUCCAGGUCGGCGUAGUCAGACCGUUUCUACUGCUGGCCUCUCAGGACGCCGCCCACGACCUGGACACCCUGCAGAGGUUUAAGGUGUCUCAUGUGCUGAACGUGGCCUACGGAGUCUCCAACCUGCUCCCAGAUCAGCUGGUCUACAAGACGCUGCAGAUCCUCGACCUCCCCGACACUGACAUCACCUCGUACCUGGAAGAGUGCAGCUGCUUCAUAGAUGAGGCCAGAGAUCAGGACGGUGUGGUUCUGGUCCACUGUAAUGCCGGAGUGUCCCGUUCUUCCUCCAUCGUGAUUGGAUACCUGAUGCUGAGGGAGGAGCUUUCCUUUGAUGAUGCGUACGACCAGGUGAAGCAGGCGAGGCCGUCGAUUCGUCCAAACCCCGGAUUCUACCAACAGCUACAGAACUACAAACCUUAAAGGACUACAAAGCCUUUUUUAUUUACCUUAAACCAACAAGCCAACACAUAAAUCAAUAAUGUUCUUUAAAGAGCUGUAUGUAAGACUGUAAUACUAUUUACUUGUAUACUGAAAUAAACUACUGUUAAACUGAA
Molecule: messenger RNA, 949 nt
Organism: Acanthochromis polyacanthus (spiny chromis)
Lineage: Eukaryota; Metazoa; Chordata; Actinopteri; Pomacentridae
Product: dual specificity protein phosphatase 19-like
Exons: 5
Coding region: 195-815 (206 amino acids)
Biological process (GO): protein dephosphorylation; regulation of MAP kinase activity
Cellular component (GO): cytoplasm
Molecular function (GO): JUN kinase phosphatase activity
Source: RefSeq, a predicted model, not a curated record